Drosophila nasuta is the source of this 591-nucleotide messenger RNA. RefSeq names its product ejaculatory bulb-specific protein 3. NCBI's taxonomy places the organism in Eukaryota, Metazoa, Arthropoda, Insecta, Diptera, Drosophilidae. The coding region runs from base 46 to 390 and encodes 114 amino acids. The transcript has 2 exons. The record is from RefSeq and is a predicted model, not a curated record.
GAAUUUUCAUUCCACAUUAAACUAUUUCGAAAUCAAAACGGAGUUAUGUGUUUGAUAAAGAGAACCAAUCAAAGAGAUAUUUUAGUUUUAUUGUUUUGUUUGAUAUUAUUAAUAUUUAAUAUGUCCAAAGUCGAUGCCGAUGAGAAGAAUAUUAAUAAGUUAUUGAACAAUCAGGCCGUUGUUAGUCGUCAAAUAAUGUGCAUUCUAGAGAAAAGUCCUUGCGACCAACUAGGACGACAAUUAAAAGCUGCUCUUCCAGAAGUCAUAACCAGAAAGUGCCGCAAUUGUUCUCCGCAGCAAGCGCAAAGUGCUCAGAAGCUCACAGCAUUUUUACAGGCUCGCUAUCCAGAUGUUUGGGCUAUGCUCUUGCGGAAAUAUUCGACUGCUUAGGUCAAUUGUGUGUAUUGAAUGUGUACUACAAAUAUUUUGCUGGAUAAGUUUCAUAUAUACAAAUUGGGAAACAUUUUUUGCAAGCUUUGGUGUCUUGGCAUUGCUUUGAAACCCAUAUAUUAGAAAUGCUAAAUUAAAUUUGUAUUUUGUAUAUUUGUUGUAAAGAAACUCUAAAAUAAUUUCCAAAUAAACAAACUUUAU